GCAGUAGUCCUGAGUAUGUUGUAGUGUAUAUGUAGGCCUAGAUUGAUUGGGACGGUUUGUCGCUGGUCUUGGAUUACAAUGGCAGUACUGGAUAAUCACAGCUGGCAGUAUGCCCAGGCUGGAAAAACCCUGAUCAGACUCUCAGGGUUUCAUCGCAAUGAGGAUAUAAAGGCCAUCGAUGUGCUUCCCAUCCUCAAGGAGAAGGUCGCCUUUCUCUCAGGUGGCAGAGACAGACGUGGAGGUCCUGUUCUCACGUUUCCAGCUCGGAGUAACCACGACAGAAUACGAUCCGAUGACCUGCGCAGGCUCAUAGCCUACCUGGCUACUAUUCCCAGUGAGGAGGUGACCAGACAUGGCUUCACAGUCAUUGUGGACAUGCGCGGUUCUAAGUGGGACAGCAUCAAGCCUCUGCUGAAGAUCCUGCAGGAGUCUUUUCCUUCUUGUAUCCACGUUGCCCUCAUCAUCAAGCCAGAUAACUUCUGGCAGAAGCAGAGGACCAACUUUGGCAGCUCCAAGUUUGAAUUUGAGACAGUGAUGGUCUCUUUAGAGGGUUUAUCCAAGCUUGUGGACCCAUCCCAGCUGACUGCUGACUUCGAGGGCAGCUUAGAGUACAACCAUGAUGACUGGAUUGAGGUGCGGCUCUCAUUUGAGACCUUUGCCAGUGAUGCAGCACGGGCUCUGGCACGUCUUGAGGAGCUCCAGGAAACCUUGUCCCAGCGUGAUCUUCCACGGGACCUGGAGGGGGCUCGGCGGCUUAUGGAAGAACAUGCUGCACUGAAGAAAAGGGCAACUAAGGCCUCGGUAGAGGAGCUGGAUACACAGGGACGAAGGCUGCUCCAAAGGCUACAGUCACAAACUGCAGGGGGUGGGAGUAGUGGUGAAAGUGGGUAUGGUAACCGUGCUGGUGGAGCUAGUGGAGAUUCCAACGACCAUCAUCAUGGGUUCCAUACACAUGCGGACGCACACAACCUAGUGGCUAAAGUGACGGGCUUGUUGGAUAAACUGCAUGGGACACGCCAGAAUCUGCAGCAACUGUGGCACAUGAGGAAGCUGAAGCUAGACCAGUGUUUCCAGCUGCGUCUGUUUGAACAGGAUGCUGAGAAGAUGUUCGACUGGAUCAUGCACAACAAAGGGCUGUUCCUCACCAGUUAUACAGAGAUUGGAGCAAACCACCAGCAUGCUGUUGAGCUGCAGACCCAGCACAAUCACUUUGCUAUGAACUGCAUGAAUGUGUAUGUGAACAUCAAUCGGAUCAUGUCAGUAGGGAACCGGCUUCUGGAGUCAGGCCAUUAUGCCUCCCAGCAGAUCCAACAGAUCUCAGGCCAGCUGGAGCAGGAGUGGAAGGCCUUUGCUGCAGCACUGGAUGAGCGCAGCACCCUGUUGGAGAUGUCUGCCAGUUUCCACCAGAAAGCAGACCAGUACAUGAGUAAAGUGGAGCCGUGGUGCAAGGCAUGUGGUGAAGGAGAGCUGCCCUCUGAACUCCAGGAUCUGGAAGACACAAUCCACCAUCACCAGGGACUGUAUGAGCACAUUAGUACCGCAUACUCUGAGGUAAGUCAGGAUGGCAAGUCUCUGUUGGACAAGCUGCAGCGACCUUUGACCCCAGGAAGUGCUGAUUCACUGAUGGCAUCAGCUAACUACUCCAAAGCUGUACACCAUGUCCUGGACAUCAUCCACGAGGUGCUGCAUCACCAGAGGCAGCUGGAAAAUAUCUGGCAGCAUCGCAAAGUUCGCUUGCAUCAGCGACUGCAGCUGUGUGUCUUUCGGCAGGAUGUACAGCAAGUGCUGGACUGGAUAGAAAACCAUGGUGAGGCCUUCCUCAGUAAACACACUGGUGUUGGAAAAUCUUUGCACAGAGCUCGAGCUCUACAAAAGAGACAUGAAGACUUUGAAGAGGUUGCACAGAACACCUACACCAAUGCUGACAAGUUGCUAGAAGCCGCAGAGCAGCUGGCCCAGACAGGGGAAUGUGACCCAGAGGAAAUUUACCAAGCUGCCCACCAGCUAGAAGAUCGCAUCCAGGACUUUGUGAGACGUGUGGAACAGCGUAAAGUCCUGUUAGACAUGUCUGUUGCCUUCCACACACACGUCAAAGAGCUGUGGACAUGGUUGGAGGAGCUUCAGAAGGAGCUGCUGGAUGAUGUUUACGCAGAGUCGGUGGAAGCAGUGCAGGACCUGAUCAAACGUUUUGGCCAGCAGCAGCAGACCACGCUGCAGGCUACUGUCAAUGUCAUCAAGGAGGGAGAGGAUCUCAUACAACAACUCAGAGACUCAGCCAUCUCGAGCAACAAAACUCCCCACAACAGCUCCAUGGCCCACAUUGAGAGCGUCCUACAGCAGCUGGACGAGGCCCAGGGCCAGAUGGAGGAGCUGUUCCAGGAAAGGAAAAUCAAACUGGAGCUCUUCCUCCAGCUCCGCAUCUUUGAGAGGGAUGCAAUCGACAUCAUCUCAGACCUGGAGUCAUGGAAUGAGGAACUGUUGCAGCAGAUGAGUGAUUUCGACACAGAGGACCUGACACUGGCCGAGCAGAGGCUACAGCACCAUGCAGACAAGGCGCUUACAAUGAACAACCUCACCUUUGACGUCAUUCACCAGGGACAAGAGUUGCUGCAGUAUGUCACAGAGGUCCAGGCGUCAGGUGUGGAGCUGUUAUGCGACAGAGAUGUGGACAUGGCCACAAGGGUCCAGGACCUGCUGGAGUUUCUCCAUGAGAAGCAGCAGGAGUUGGACCUGGCAGCAGAGCAGCACAGGAGACAUCUGGAGCAGUGUGUCCAAUUAAGACAUCUACAAGCUGAAGUCAAACAGGUGCUGGGUUGGAUCCGUAAUGGGGAGUCCAUGUUGAACGCAGGUCUGAUCACAGCCAGUUCACUACAAGAAGCUGAACAGUUACAGAAAGAACAUGAGCAAUUCCAACAUGCAAUAGAGAAAACCCAUCAGAGUGCACUGCAGGUACAGCAGAAGGCUGAGGCCUUACUCCAGGCCAACCACUACGACAUGGAUAUGAUAAGGGACUGUGCUGAAAAGGUGGCAGAGCACUGGCAGCAGCUGAUGCUGAAAAUGGAGGACAGACUCAAGCUGGUUAAUGCUUCUGUAGCCUUCUACAAGACCUCUGAACAGGUGUGCAGUGUGUUGGAAAGCCUGGAGCAGGAGUAUAAAAGAGAAGAAGACUGGUGUGGUGGUGCUGAUAAACUGGGCCCUAAUAGUGAGUCUGACCAUGUGACUCCCAUGAUCAGCAAACAUCUGGAACAGAAAGAGGCCUUCCUCAAGGCCUGUACGUUAGCCAGGCGUAAUGCUGAUGUCUUCUUGAAGUACCUGCACCGAAACAGUGUCAAUAUGCCCGGCAUGUUGUCUCAUGUCAAAGCACCAGAGACUCAGGUUAAGAAUAUCUUGAAUGAGCUGCUGCAGAGAGAGAACAGAGUGCUCCACUUCUGGACCAUGAGGAAACGGAGGCUGGACCAGUGCCAGCAAUAUGUAGUGUUUGAACGCAGCGCCAAACAGGCCCUGGAGUGGAUCCAUGACACUGGGGAGUUUUACCUGUCCACACACACAUCCACCGGCUCCAGCAUUCACCACACACAGGAGCUGCUGAAGGAGCAUGAAGACUUCCAGAUCACAGCAAAGCAAACCAAAGAGCGGGUAAAACUGUUGAUACAGCUGGCAGAUGGGUUUUGUGAAAAGGGUCACGCCCAUGCCCUGGAGAUAAAGAAAUGGGUGUCCUCAGUGGACAAACGCUACAGGGACUUCUCUCUCCGCAUGGACAAAUACCGAACGUGCCUGGAAACGGCGCUUGGCAUUUCUUCCGACUCCAACAAGGCUAGUAAAGAGCUGCAACUAGACAUCAUCCCAGCUAGUGCUCCGGGGUCAGAGGUCAAGUUGAGGGAUGCUCUAAAGCACCUGACCACUUUCUUCCUCCUCUCACAAUGUGCACGUCUUUUCAGAUUUAUAAUGGCAGAGCUGAUUCAAACAGAGAAAGCCUACGUCAGAGACCUACAGGAGUGUUUGGAUACAUACCUGUGGGAGAUGACCAGUGGCGUGGAGGAGAUUCCUCCUGGUAUUGUAAACAAGGAACACAUCAUAUUUGGAAACAUGCAGGACCUCUACGAAUUUCACCACAAUAUUUUCCUGAAGGAGCUGGAGAAGUAUGAGCAGCUUCCAGAGGAUGUUGGCCAUUGUUUUGUGACCUGGGCCGAUAAGUUCCAGAUGUAUGUGAACUAUUGUAAGAACAAGCCAGACUCCACUCAGCUCAUCCUGGAGCAUGCUGGACCCUACUUUGAUGAAAUCCAGCAAAGGCAUCGUCUUGCCAACUCCAUUUCUUCUUACCUGAUCAAACCAGUCCAGAGAAUCACAAAGUACCAGCUGCUUCUCAAGGAGUUGUUGACAUGCUGUGAGGAAGGAAAAGGAGAGAUCAAGGAUGGUCUUGAAGUGAUGCUCAGUGUCCCCAAGAAAGCCAACGAUGCCAUGCACCUCUCAAUGCUGGAAGGUUUUGAUGGGAACAUUGACUCCCAGGGAGAGUUGAUACUCCAGGAGUCCUUCCAGGUGUGGGAUCCCAAGACACUUAUACGUAAGGGUCGUGACCGACACCUCUUCCUCUUUGAAAUGUCCCUGGUCUUCAGCAAAGAAGUCAAAGACUCCAACGGGCGCAGCAAAUACCUUUACAAGAGCAAGCUGUUUACAUCAGAGCUUGGAGUGACAGAACACGUGGAGGGAGAUCCUUGUAAGUUUGCCCUGUGGGUGGGCAGGACGCCAUCCUCAGACAACAAGAUUGUCCUCAAGGCUGCAAGCAUCGAGAACAAGCAGGACUGGAUCAAACACAUUCGAGAGGUCAUCCAGGAGCGAAUUGUUCAUUUGCGUGGAGCUCUGAAAGAACCCAUCCACAUCCCUAAAGCCACCACAACUAAACAUAAAGGCAGACGGGAUGGAGAGGAGCUGGACAGCCAGGGAGAUGCCAGCAGCCAACCGGAUACUAUCUCCAUCGCCUCACGGACUUCCCAGAACACACUGGACAGUGAUAAGCUCUCCGGUGGCUGUGAGUUAACUGUGGUGAUCCAUGACUUUGUGGCCAGUAAUGGCAGCAGCAGUGGGGAGCUGACGGUGCGCAGAGGCCAGACUGUGGAGGUUCUGGAGCGACUCCACGACAAGCCGGACUGGUGCCUGGUGCGGACCACAGACCGCUCUCCAGCCCAGGAGGGCAUCGUACCCUGCUCUAUACUCUGUAUUGCUCACUCCAGGUCCUCCAUGGAGAUGGAAGGACUCUUCAACCACAAAGACACCUUGUCUGUGUCCAGUAACGACGCCCUGCAGCCAGGCUCCAGUCAUACUCUGGGCCCUCACAGCUCACCAGGCCCCAAACGUCCUGGGAAUACUCUAAGGAAGUGGCUGACCAGCCCUGUACGGCGGCUGAGCUCCGGCAAAGCUGACGGCCACGUCAAAAAGCUCGCUCACAAGCACAAGAAGAACCGUGAUGGCACAAGGAAGAAUAUGGACAUGAUUCCCGGCUCGCAGAAGGACUCUGAUGACAGCGCUGCCACGCCGCAGGACGAGACACUGGAGGAACGUAUGCGUAAUGAGGGGCUGAGCAGUGGCACCCUGUCUAAGUCUUCUUCAUCAGGCAUGCAGAGCUGCGGCGAGGAGGAAGGAGAGGAGGGGGCUGACACAGUCCCUCUGCCUCCCCCUAUGGCCAUCCAGCAACACAGCCUGCUGCAGCCCGACUCCCAGGAUGAUAAGUCUGCAUCUCGUCUGUCCACUCGUCCCAGUAGCUCAGAGACACCCAGUGCUGCUGAACUGGUCAGUGCCAUCGAAGAGCUGGUGAAGAGUAAGAUGUCUCUGGAGGAUCGUCCCAGUUCUCUGUCAGUAGAGCAGGGCGACAGCAGCUCUCCCUCCCUCAACCCCUCUGACAACUCCCUCCUCUCCUCCUCCUCACCCAUCGAUGAGGUGGACGAGCGCAAGUCCGGCUUCCUCAAGAGGCUACAUUAUGUGCUUCUGGAGCUGGUGGAAACUGAGAGAGACUAUGUGAGAGACCUAGGAUCAGUGGUGGAGGGCUACAUGAGCAGGAUGAAAGAGGAAGGAGUUCCAGAUGACAUGAGAGGAAAAGACAAGAUUGUUUUUGGAAACAUCCAUCAGAUCUAUGACUGGCACAAAGACUUUUUCCUGGGAGAGCUUGAGAAGUGCUUGGAGGAUCCUGACAGGCUGGCUCCUUUGUUUGUCAAACAGGAGCGGAGGCUACACAUGUACAUCGUGUACUGUCAGAACAAGCCGAAGUCUGAGCACAUUGUUUCUGAAUACAUUGAUACAUACUUUGAAGACCUUAAGCAGCGAUUGGGUCACAGAUUACAGCUCACUGACCUGCUAAUCAAACCUGUGCAACGCAUAAUGAAGUACCAGCUACUACUGAAGGAUCUUCUCAAAGUUUCUAAGAAGGCUGGAGUGGACACAACAGAGCUGGAGAAGGCUGUGGAGGUGAUGUGUGUUGUCCCCAAGCGCUGUAAUGACAUGAUGAAUGUUGGGCGUCUUCAAGGCUUCGAUGGUAAAAUUAUAGCUCAGGGUAGAUUGCUCCUCCAAGACACCUUCAUAGUUUCUGACCAGGAUGGAGGACUUCUGUCCAGGAUGAAAGAGAGGAGAGUCUUCCUAUUUGAGCAGAUUGUCAUUUUCAGCGAGCCCCUAGACAAAAAGAAGGGCUUCUCUACUCCUGGCUACCUCUUCAAGAAUAGCAUCAAAGUAAGCUGGUUGGGUCUAGAAGAACAUGCAGAUGACCCCUGCAAGUUCACACUUACUUCCAGAUCAUCUAGUGGUAACCUGGAGAAGUACACCCUCCAUUCAACGAGCCCUGGAGUCAGUCAAGUCUGGGUCUACCAAGUCAGCCAGAUAUUGGAGAACCAGCGCAAUUUCCUCAAUGCUCUCACAUCACCCAUAGAGUACCAGAGGAACCAUGUGGGUGGUGGUGGGCCAAGUGGUCCACCCAGUAGUAGCAGCAGCAGUACUGGAGGCCUGCCCGGGGGCAGCAGCUCCAAUAGUACCUCCAACAUGGGAGGUGGAGGUGGUGGCGGUGGAGGAUCAGGGGGCAGCUCCUCUUCUCUGUGUGGCCCCCGCUCCCGGCCCUCCCGCAUCCCUCAGCCAUCCUCACGCCUCCCCCAGCCCGUCCACCACCACCACCCCCCGGGCCCUGAGGGGCCCGACAGGUCAGCAGGUAUGUGGUCACCUUGCCACCCUCAGUCCCCUCAGUCCCUCUCCUCUAAACCCUACUCAGACAGUGCCACAAAUGGAGAGCUGUUAGCUUCAGAAGCCCCUAAGUUAAGGAGGCUGGAUAGUAUUCAUGGAAGUAAUAGUAAUAACAGUAAUAGGGCAUCAGGCAACAUGGAGGGAAGUGUCAGACAGACACUGGGAAGCUAUGAGGAAACUCAGAAACAUCAAGCUGCUGGAAUACCACAAAUGGCUGUGGCUCCUCUGAAUUUGACCCUAAGAAGCCCUCGAGUUGGGACAGUCUCUCCUCUGAUUUCACCACAGUCCCCUGGAGGAGGAGGAAAGGAAUCAUUUGUCCCCUCCAGCCCAGCUCAUAAAGGCAACACUUUCUGGGCUAUGAUCCCUGCUAUGCCUCCAUCUCCUGCCAGCUGGUCUGGUUCCUUCUCUUACCCCAGUGAUAGUGGUAGUGGAGGGGAAUCUUUGGGCAGAGGAAGCCACGGGAUGCCUUCUCAUCACCGCCACUCCACUCACAGUAAGGACAUAGACCGCAUGAGCACCUGCUCCUCCACCAGCGAGCAGUCCAUACACUCCACCCAGAGCAACGGGAGUGAAAGCAGUAGCAGCAGCAGUGUCUCCACCAUGUUGGUGACUCAGGACUAUGUGGCAGUGAAGGAGGAUGAGAUCAGUGUGGUGCAGGGUGAGGUGGUCCAAAUACUGGCCAGCAACCAACAGAAUAUGUUCCUGGUGUAUCGGGCAGCCAACGAGCAUUGCCCUGCGGCUGAGGGCUGGAUCCCUGGUUACGUAUUAGGACAUACCUCAUCCUCCUUCACACCCGAAUUCCCUGAAGGAACUAUCAAAAAAUCAUUAUCAUGGCAUACAGCACUCCGUAUCCGCCGAAAAUCUGAAAAAAGAGACAAAGAAGGCAGAAAAAUGGAGAACGGCUACCGCAAGUCUCAGGACAGCCUGGCCAACAAAGUCUCUGUCAAGCUUCUAAAUCCAAACUUCAUCUAUGAUGCUCCUCCAGAGUUCCUCAUCCCCAUGAGCGAUGUAGCAUGUGAAAGUGGCGACAGUGUUACUCUGAGAUGCAAAGUGUGUGGUCGACCCCGGGCCACUGUCACCUGGCGGGGACCUGACAAUGACGCUCUGAGCAGCAAUGGACACUACAGCAUCACUUACAGUGAGACAGGAGAGGCAGCCCUGCGUAUCCUGGGAGUGUCUGUCGACGACAGUGGUGUGUACACCUGUGUUGCUACAAAUGUAGCAGGCUCUGUCACCUCCUCCGCUAACCUUCAAGUCUCAGGCACUCCUGAUGAUGGCAGUGAAGUUCUCUGGAAAAGAAGCUUUGAGUCCUGCUACACAGAGAUCAAUGAACUAGGAAGGGGCCGGUUCUCAGUGAUUAAGCGGUGUGACCAGAGAGAGAGUAAGUGUACAGUAGCAGCAAAACACAUUAACAAGAAGCUGCUGCGUCGGGAUCAGGUGCUACAGGAGAUCAGACUCCUACAGAAUCUGGACCAUCCCAACCUGGUCAAGCUGCUGGACACAUAUGAGACAGCCAACAGCUACAUACUUGUACUAGAGAUGGCAGACCAGGGACGUUUCCUGGACUAUAUAGUGAGCUGGGGUAACCUGACUGAGGAGAAAGUAGCUCUGUACCUCAGACAUAUUCUUGAAGCUCUUCACUACCUGCACAGCUGGAGGAUUGCACACCUUGAUCUCAAACCCGAGAACAUUAUGGUGGAACAUGCGUCAUCCCAGCCGGUAAUCAAGCUGACAGAUUUUGGUGAUGCCGUUCAGCUAACCCCUCCCUGCUCCUACAUCCAUCCUGUCAUGGGGAGUCCAGAGUUCUCUGCCCCGGAGCUGGUCCUGGGCCAGCCUGUCUCACUGAUGUCUGAUCUCUGGAGCUUAGGGGUGGUAACCUACGUUGUACUAAGCGGUGCCUCUCCCUUCCUGGAUGAGAGUUUGGAGGAGACGUGUCUGAACAUCUGUCGCCUGGACUUCAGCUUCCCUGAGGACUACUUCCAGGGUGUGAGCCCAGCUGCCAGGGACUUUGUGUGCCUGCUGCUUCAGGGCGAGCCUGAACGAAGGCCCUCUGCAGCGUCCUGCCUGCAGGAGCCUUGGCUCCAACCUCGAAGUGGAAUAAACAGAGACACUGGGCAUGCCACCUUAAAUCACUCUCAACCGCCAUCUCAGAGUCACACCACAACACAUCUGGACACCUCCAGACUCAUCUCCUUCAUCGAGAGACGGAAACAUCAGAAUGAUGUCCGGCCCGUUGGCACCAUUAAGGCCUUCCUACACAGUCGCCUGCUUAACCACGUCUGACUGACAGGUCACUAGGUAAAUAUAA
This is a messenger RNA of Monopterus albus (swamp eel), 9523 nucleotides long. RefSeq names its product trio Rho guanine nucleotide exchange factor b (gene triob). NCBI's taxonomy places the organism in Eukaryota, Metazoa, Chordata, Actinopteri, Synbranchiformes, Synbranchidae. The record is from RefSeq and is a predicted model, not a curated record. Gene Ontology annotation, biological process: axon guidance; protein phosphorylation; intracellular signal transduction. The transcript has 60 exons. Gene Ontology annotation, cellular component: extrinsic component of membrane; cytoplasm. Gene Ontology annotation, molecular function: protein kinase activity; protein binding; ATP binding. The coding region runs from base 79 to 9498 and encodes 3139 amino acids.